This is a messenger RNA of Cuscuta europaea, 2393 nucleotides long. Lineage: Eukaryota; Viridiplantae; Streptophyta; Magnoliopsida; Solanales; Convolvulaceae. The record is from the annotation of a GenBank genome assembly.
ACAGGAGAUGAACAUGCAAACAAAUGCUGUCAAUAUUGUGGCGCACAACAUCCCUUACUGCUUUCCUCCGUCCUAGUGGUUGUUGAUGAUGAUGAUGGGUGUGCACGCCGCCGGAACUGCGGUCGUGCACCCAAGCAGUCGGCGGUGGUUACAGGUGGGUGCUCCGCCAUUAAUGUCAUCAUCCCUAUCAGCGUCUCCCUCAUCAUCGUCAUCAUCUCCCUUGUUCAUCAUCCUCAUUAUUGGUUCAUUACUGCUCAUGCCGUCACAUGCAGCCCCCGCCGCCGGCAAUGACCUCGACUCAUUGGUUGACAGCUCAGCCGAUGCCCUCAUCAAUUUCAAAAAUUCCCUCGUGGCGGGCCCCAAUGGCGUAUUAGCGUCAAGAGAACUCGCGUCCUGGGAUCCAGCGACCAGCCCGUGCUCAGGCAACGCUGAGAAUUGGCGCGGCGUACUCUGUUUUAACGGUGAUGUUUGGGGUCUCCAGCUGGAGAAUUUCAACCUUUCCGGUGAUAUCGACGUUGAUUCUCUCACUCCCCUCCGAUUCCUCCGGACUUUGAGUUUCAUGAACAAUGCAUUCGAGGGGCUAAUGCCUGACUGGAGAAAGCUCGGCGCACUCAAGUCUCUAUUCUUGUCCAAUAACCGCUUUUCUGGCGAGAUCCCCAACAACGCCUUCUCCAGCAUGACUUCUUUGAAGAAAGUCUAUUUGUCAAACAAUAACUUCGUCGGGAACAUUCCCAUCUCUCUUGCAACCACACCAAGGUUGUUGGAAUUGAAGCUCGAAAACAAUGGCUUCACCGGAACCAUACCAGAGUUUCCCCCAGGACUUAAAUUGCUCAACGUUUCUAACAAUAAGCUUGAGGGUCGGAUCCCUCGCAGCAUAUCGGUGAUGGAUCCUUCUACUUUUGCUGGUAAUAAGAACUUAUGUGGGAAGCCUCUAGAAACGGUUUGCAAGACAGAAAGCCCUCCUCCUCCUUCACCAACUCCUCAAUCGGCACGUCCAAAUUCGGAUGAAGAAACUACAGUGCCAUCAUCCUCGUCGUCAUCAUCUAUAAGUAGACUGCUAAUGUUGAUUGCAAUUUGUUUGUUGGCAUUGGCCGUGAUCAUUUUGCUCAUUAUAAAUGUACUACGCAACCGUCGUAAUGAAGAAGCUACUUUGGGAGGUAGAGGUCACACAAUCGGCCCAUCAUUUUCUCCCUACAAUACUAAUUCUGAAGAUCUUACCGGUGUCACGUCUUCUCCUGGAGUGGUGCUCUCAACCAACCCAUCGAGCUAUACAGCUGCUAAAGUGGGAGGAGGAGCAACUUCUGGUGUAGGGAAGUUGACAUUCGUUAAAGGGGAUAGGGCACAAUUUGAUCUUCAAGAUCUUUUGAGGGCUUCAGCAGAAGUGUUGGGAAGUGGAAACUUAGGAUCCUCAUACAAGGCACUUAUGAUGGACGGUCAAGCCGUAGUUGUGAAGAGGUUUAAGCACAUGAAUCAUGUUGGGAGAGAAGAUUUCCACGAACAUAUGAGAAGGCUAGGAAGGCUUGAUCACACUAAUUUGCUCCCACUGGUUGCUUACUAUUAUAGGAAAGAAGAGAAGCUCUUGGUGGUUGAUCAUGUCCCCAAUGGCAGCUUGGCUACUCAUCUUUAUGGCAAUGAUUCAAGACUUGAUUGGCCAACGAGGUUGAAGAUUGUGAAAGGAGUUGUAAGGGGAUUAACCUACCUUCAUGUAGAGCUACCAAGCCUAGUGACACCUCAUGGUCACCUAAAAUCUUCCAAUGUGCUUCUUGACAACUCAUUCAACCCCAUCCUUAUGGAUUAUACAUUGGUGCCGGUCUUAAAUUCAGAUCAACUCCAAAACAUCAUUAUCGUCUACAAGUCCCCCGAAUACGCAAGGCAGGGUCGCACCACUAAGAAGACUGACGUUUGGACCUUAGGGAUAUUGAUAUUGGAGAUCAUGAGUGGGAGGUUCCCCACAAGCUACUUAAUGCAGUGCCCAGGAUACGGAUCCGAAUUAGCGAGUUGGAUAGACUCCAUAUCUGUCGGGUUAGAUAAUGAACAAAGCAACCUAAUAUUUGAUAAAGAAAUGGGAGAUACGAGAGGAAACUAUGGUGAGAUGCGAAAGCUGAUCGAGAUCGGGCUCGCUUGUUGUCAAGAAGACUUGGAUAAAAGGUGGGAUUUGAAGAAGGUCUCGGAAGAAGUUGAAAAACUCAAAGAGCGGGAUGACGACUAAUUCAAAAUUGUUAAUUAUAUAUGUGUUGUAUUUGUAUGAAAUGAACUCUUCUAAUUAUAUAUGGUUGUCAUUCUUAAUUGUUCAUACUUAUUCAUGACCACCUUUAAACUCUUCUCAUUGAGAAGAUUGAUCAAACAUAACAUGUAAUGCCAAAUCAAUCAAACAGUGACUAACUUUGAGAAAG